Molecule: messenger RNA, 955 nt
Organism: Ipomoea triloba (trilobed morning glory)
Lineage: Eukaryota; Viridiplantae; Streptophyta; Magnoliopsida; Solanales; Convolvulaceae
Product: transcription repressor OFP13-like
Exons: 2
Coding region: 105-917 (270 amino acids)
Biological process (GO): negative regulation of DNA-templated transcription
Source: RefSeq, a predicted model, not a curated record
CUUCGUGACCCACGUACUGUCAAACAUUAAUUUCUGCUAAAAGCUUAAGAGCAGAUCAGGUUUCAAGAUUUGGGUGCCAUUGAAACUAUCGUUUUUCUCCUGAAAUGGGAAAGAAGAAGAUGAUGAAGAAGUUCCCUUUUCUGUCCAAAACCUCGGAGAGAUGGCGGCCAUGGCCAAGCUGCGCCAUGUCUGGUGAUUUAAAAACCCAUUCUUUUCGAGGAGAUGGAGAUGGAAUCUUCAAGAUUCUCAACUCCGCUUAUAACCUAGAUUCCACCGGAGAUUCUUCUUCGGUGUUUAGUGGGAAAGUUGAAGCGUGUUCCUCAACGGCGUCGUAUGAGCAGUUGGGCAGUGACAGCGUAGAGAAAGUGAUCCGAGGGUUGAGAUCGGAGAGGCUGGUUUUCACGCCGGAAGAAACGAGCUCCAUCGCCGGAGGGGAGAAGUUUCCGUUCAAGGAAAGUGUGGCGAUGGAGAUGGAUUCGACGGACCCGAUUACGGAUUUCAAGAGAUCAAUGGAGGAGAUGGUGGAAGCCCACGAUGGGUUGAAAGAUUGGGAGUUUCUAGAAGGGCUUUUGAUUUGCUAUUUGAGAAUCAACGGGAAGAGCACUCAUGGGUAUAUCGUCGGAGCCUUUGUUGACUUGCUGGUCGGACUGUCCAUCGACGCCGCCGCCGCCACUGACGAUGAGACCGCCGCCGCCGUUGCUUCUUCAUCCUCUAGCGAUGAACAUUGUUUGCUGUCUUCUUCAUCGACUAUUGACCAUAAUUCAUUCACUUCUCAAUUCUCUUUUACUUCCUCUGCCACUUGUUCAACUGGCCCUUAUUUCUCUCUGCAAGAAAAAUCUCAUGAAGAUGAGAUAAUGGAGAAGUCUUCCAUGGACCAUGCCUCUUCUUCUUCCCCUUCUUCAUCACAUGAAACAUAAAUGUUGUGAGAUGAUGAAUGAUCACAGCGCUAGCUCAG